Nerophis lumbriciformis (worm pipefish) is the source of this 612-nucleotide messenger RNA. Lineage: Eukaryota; Metazoa; Chordata; Actinopteri; Syngnathiformes; Syngnathidae. The record is from RefSeq and is a predicted model, not a curated record.
AUGUCGAGUUCUCUUUUGCUGCUGCUAUGUCUGUUGGUGCUGUCUACAGGAAGUGAUGCCAGGAGAAUCAGGAAAAGGGGACUCAAUCACAAGGACUAUGAGUACCCCAACUACCCGCAGUCCGUGCAGCACCAGAAGAAUGACCGGUGCCCGCCGCCGCCUCAGAUGCUCCCUGAGCGGGCCUGCGAGGUGCCAGGCUGCCGCUCGGACUCAGAGUGCGAGCGCCACAAACGCUGCUGCUACAACGGCUGCAUCUACGCCUGCCUGGAGUCUGUUCAGCCUCCGCCUGUUCUUGACUGGCUGGUGCAGCCCAAGCCUCGGUGGUUGGGAGGUAACGGCUGGCUACUAGAUGGCCCUGAAGAGGUGCUGCAGGCUGAGGCGUGCAGUACAACAGAGGAUGGCGAUGAGCCUCUUCACUGUCCGACAGGCUACGAGUGCCACAUCAUUAACCCGGGAAAUCCUGCCGCUGGCAUCCCCAACCGAGGACAAUGCAUUAAGCAGCGUGCCAACUCUGAUGGACGAGGGUUAAGGCACAAAUUUUUCAAGGACUAUUUAGGUACCAGUACAAACAAUGCAGUAAGCUAUGAGAAACAUCACAAGCACCUGGGAUAA